Molecule: messenger RNA, 591 nt
Organism: Saxophila tyrrhenica
Lineage: Eukaryota; Fungi; Ascomycota; Dothideomycetes; Mycosphaerellales; Extremaceae
Exons: 2
Coding region: 1-591 (196 amino acids)
Source: RefSeq, a predicted model, not a curated record
AUGCGCUCCUCACUCAGCAAGUGUUUGCAGCACGCCGCCUUGCUGAGCUUCGUGCUUCCAGCCUUGGUGAAAGGCAAUCAAUUCUACGCCUUCUAUGCCGACAAACUCACCAGCGAUGGCAUCGAGUCCUACCAUGGAAUCUGGCCGACCGACACAUUUCCAGAUAUAACCGAUACCGGCGCGUGCAUAGCCCAAGACAGCAUCAUCGGUAACAUGGAAGAAGGUAUCUCGUACGGCUGCGAGGAGAUGGCAGCCUUCGAGAUGACCGUCGACUCCAGCUGGGUCAAUAAAUGUGGUCUGGAGGAUGGCGAUGUCCUGCACUUCACGCCGGACGUGUCUGGCGAGUGGUUGGAUGUUAAGAUCAACGACAAUGAACUGAUUAUGGCGGCGUGCUAUCCGCCGGAUACUUGCAAGGUCGGACAGCGGAGCGAUGAUAAUGUGUGGGAGACCGUUGACUGCCCUUACCCCGAGAACGACGAAGAGAACGUCGACUAUCUGAUUUACGCGCAGUGGAGGUGCGAGGAUGCUGGAGAUUGGAUAGACCCGAACAACGUGGACCCACCGAACACCUACUUCGGUAUUCAGUGCUGA